AUGUCGUCCUUGUACACCAGGAGCAAGGAAUACACUCGCAGCAGGAAGGCUCAGCCAGAUUCUCCCCCGUCCUCUCCCUCCCCGAUUGCAAAGACGCUCAGACAUGAAAGACUUUCCAGGUUGGAAGCAGCUACGAACCCUAGCGCCAGUGACUCCUACAGCGAUCGCGCCUCCAGCCGCUCCAGUGCCUACACCCGGAGAGAGAACCGGUUGGCCGCCCUCAGCAGCAGAGCAGAAGAGGAGAGUAACAGGGACUAUAAAAAGUUAUACGAAAGCGCCCUGUCUGAAAAUCAAAAGUUGAAGACAAAACUGCAAGAAGCCCAGCUGGAGUUGGCCGACAUCAAAUCAAAGUUGGAAAAAGCAACCCAGCAGAAACAAGAGAAAACUUCUGACCGGUCCAGCAUGCUGGAGAUGGAGAAAAGGGAGAAGCGAGCCCUGGAGCGGAAACUCUCGGAAAUGGAAGAGGAGAUGAAGAUUUUGACAGAGCUGAAGUCGGACAACCAAAGGCUGAAGGACGAGAACGGAGCCCUCAUUCGUGUCAUCAGCAAGCUCUCCAAAUAGGAAGCCUGAGCAGAGGCCGAACAGAGAGGGGUGCCCUGCGCGAGCUGCCAACCCCGCCACCAAGCCCUGCCACCCCCUUUCCUCCUGUCAGAAGUACAGCAAACAUUUCAGCCGUGGGAUCAACGUCACGCCAGCCUUGCCCUGCCCUUUGCUGUACCUUCCCUUCCACCCUU
Molecule: messenger RNA, 734 nt
Organism: Egretta garzetta (little egret)
Lineage: Eukaryota; Metazoa; Chordata; Aves; Pelecaniformes; Ardeidae
Product: protein phosphatase 1 regulatory subunit 12B-like
Exons: 7
Coding region: 1-561 (186 amino acids)
Cellular component (GO): A band; cytoplasm; Z disc
Molecular function (GO): protein kinase binding; phosphatase regulator activity; enzyme inhibitor activity
Source: RefSeq, a predicted model, not a curated record